Molecule: messenger RNA, 735 nt
Organism: Acanthoscelides obtectus
Lineage: Eukaryota; Metazoa; Arthropoda; Insecta; Coleoptera; Chrysomelidae
Source: the annotation of a GenBank genome assembly
AUGUCGUCUUCUUCAUCUUCGCCUGAAAAUAUACACGGCAGAUUACUUUGGCAAACUAGUAGUGAGGAUUCUUCAGAUUCUGAAAAUGAGAAUCGAGUGAAAAGUCCAAGAGCCCCUCGAAAUUUUAGAAGACGAGUAGAUCACUUUACACGUGGAGCUAAUGCCGAGUAUUUUAGAAAUAGAAAAGGAUAUUUUUCUAUAAAUGUACAAGUAGUAGCUGAUCCAAAUUUAUUGAUAAGAAAUAUUGUUGCCCGAUGGCCUGGUUCAACGCAUGAUCAAACAAUACUGAACAAUAGCUCAAGAAAGGCACAGUUUGAAAAUAAUAGAUUUGGGAACUCUGUAAUGCUGGGAGAUUCAGGAUAUGCAUUAAAAAAAUACUUAAUAACACCUAUUGUUAAUCCAACAACUGAAGUGGAACAAGUAUUUAAUGAAUCCCAAAUUAGGAGUCGAAAUCCAGUUGAAAGAUUAUUUGGUGUUUUAAAAAGAAGAUUUCCUGUUCUCUCCCUUGGUAUAAGAUUAUCUCUGGAGACAGCACAGACUCUUAUUGUAGCAUGUGCAGUUCUUCAUAAUAUAGGAGUUAAUAUGAACGAGCCAGAACCUCUCCAAGAUGAUGAUCAGAAUAGAGAAUGGGAGGAAGAAGAAAAUGUGAAUGGAAAUGAUGUUCAUAGGUUGGAACAUAACUUUAGAGAAGAAUUUCUUAUAUACUUUAUGAAUCUAUUAGAAGAAAAUCAAUAA